Molecule: messenger RNA, 1243 nt
Organism: Oncorhynchus keta (chum salmon)
Lineage: Eukaryota; Metazoa; Chordata; Actinopteri; Salmoniformes; Salmonidae
Product: fetuin-B-like
Exons: 4
Biological process (GO): negative regulation of endopeptidase activity
Cellular component (GO): extracellular region
Molecular function (GO): cysteine-type endopeptidase inhibitor activity
Source: RefSeq, a predicted model, not a curated record
UUAACCAUAGAUGUGCUGGAGACAAAAUGUCAAGUGAUCAGCAGGAAGCCAUGGAAGAAAUGUGAAGUGAAGGAUGUAGCUGACAUACCAGUAAGAAUGCCUGCCACGGUCAUCGUCGACACAUGUCCAGACUGUCCAACAGUAGAGUGCCUGGAUGACCCCAUCAUAGCGGAGACGGCCAAUCUGUCCCUCCAGACAUACAACAGAAAGAGUUGCCUUACCAACUACUACACUCUCCUCAACCUAACAGGAGCUAACAUGCAGUGGGUUGAGUGUCCGUCCUACUUUGUGGAGUUCACCAUUCAAGAGACGGUCUCUGCUAAGGACAAUCCUGACGUUGAUCUGACCCAAUGUAAAAUGAUGGACUGUGAAUUUUCAAUGGAGUACUACACUACAGCUACACACUGUAUAUCACAUUCUGAAAUAGCACAAGGGCUUGGCACAGGCUCUCACACCACUCUGGAUGAUGGCAUGUUUGAGAUCAAACUUCCCAUCGAGUUCAAGUGUGAAAUCUUUGAACCAGAGGUUGGGAAUUUCCAUAACAGUGCCAUCACUGCCAUACCAUGAUGGAACCUCAGUAACAUAGAGACAGCACAGCAGUAACCUCAGAAAUUGGGCAGAUGAGACCCCCACAAUGUAGGAGUUUGUUCCAGUCCAGAUCUGACUAAAUUGUGAUGUAAAUUCAGGACCGAGACUAGGUCUAGGGGUAGGGGAAAGGAAGGGGUUAAUCUCGGAGUGGGCAUAAUGUUCUGAUUGACCCAGUUCGUAAGCACUUAAAGUUAUUAUCAUUUUUAUGUCCAUCUCUCAGGCUAGAGAAGAAGUGAUGAGAACCAUAAACAUGCACACACACACACUGCUUGCUGUGGGGUCGUGGUGGUCCUAUCCCCCACCUCAAAGAGCCUCACCAGCAGCAAGCAACUCUCCAGGCAAGAGAAAAAAACAACUUAGGACUGGACAGGUUUCAAAUCUGAUUGAUAAACAUCUUACGUUACUGCAAUAACAGCUUAUUAACACUUUUUUAUGAGAUCAAAGCUAUUUGGUAAUGAGGGCACUAUGACUCCAAUACUUCCCCUCUUUUGCCCUGGCUGGAUGUUUCUUUUGCUAUUUUGGAUCACAUAUGUAAAGAAUUCCACAACAUUGUACUGUAUGAUAAUAUGAACUAUAAUGUGUGUGUAUCAGAGCAAUAAAUUAAUGGUUAACAAUGAAUAUAUUUUCAAUGGUCAUCAUUUAUUGUUCAAUUGUA